CACGCCAAAAAUUACGAAAAUGUCGAAUUUUCUCAUAGAAAACUGUCAGUUGGAACCCCACCUAUUCCUUGAAUAAAUCCGUUAAUAAAAGAAUAAUAUUGCUGGGUUGUGGUGUGUUUGAUAGGCGUGUGUACGUAUGCAAUUUAAUGGUUUAGUGUGUAUACAUCAUCACCGAAAAUAGUCUGUUACCUAAAGACCUCGACCGCGUUUCGUUAAGCGUCGCGUCGCCGCGUUUGUCCAUUCUUGUUUGCGACUCUCUAAGAGUUAACUGUGUGUGAACUAGAAAAAAUUCGAGAGCACCAGUGAAGUGCAGCAAUCGUUCGUCUGAAAUUCAAAUCGUUAAUCAAAAUGACAUCGAGAACGAAAAAAGGCUCGACACCUGUGUCUCAAACGACGCCUUCCAGCGGCCGUCCUUCUAGCCCAUUGAGCCCUACAAGGGUUUCCCGUUUACAAGAAAAGGCAGAAUUACAAAACUUAAACGAUCGAUUGGCCACCUACAUUGACAAGGUACGUUAUUUAGAAGCGGAAAAUAGCCGGCUUUCACGGGAGGUACAAUCCACGCAAGAAACAGUUACGCGGGAAAUUCAAAAUAUUAAGUCCAUGUACGAUCAUGAAUUAUCUGACGCACGAAAAUUGUUAGAUGAAACUCAUCGUGAAAAGGCUCGCUUAGAAAUCGACACCAAACGUUUGUGGGACGAAAACGAAGAAUUAAAAGAAACGCUUGCUAAAAAAAGUAAAGAUCUUGCUCUAGCGGAUAAUUCUGUUCGCGUUUUAGAGACUCGUAACAACGACUUAACACUAAAAUAUAAUCAAGCCCAAAAUGAUGCUAAAAAGGCAAUGAGUGAACUGCGUGACCUUGAGAAAGAACGGGAUAAGCUUAAAAAACAAAUCGAGGAACUUCGCAAGCAAUUGGAAGAGGAAUCACUUGCUAGAGUAGACGUAGAAAACAAUAAUCAAAGUUUACGCGAAGAGUUGUCCUUCAAAGACCAAAUUUACCAACAACAGCUGACGGAGACUCGUACCAAACGUCAAAUAGAGAUAAGCGAAAUCGAUGGUAGAUUAGCUGAACAGUACGAAGCUAAAUUGCAACAAGCAUUGCAGGAAUUGCGAGAUCAAUAUGAAACCCAAAUGGCCAAUAACAGGCAAGAAAUCGAACUGUUGUACGAAAGUAAAAUUAAAAAUUUGCAAAGUGCAGCUAACCGCAAUACUGGCGCCGCUUCUGCUGCUCUUGAUGAACUCCGUCAAACACGAGUACGUAUCGAUUCCCUUAAUAAUCGAAUAACCGAAUUAGAAAAUCAAAAUUCGGCUCUAGCAAGUCGCGCUAGGGACCUGGAGAAGCAGCUAGAGAAUGAGCGUAUUCGUCAUGCUGAAGAUCUCGCCCUCUUGGAGGACGAAUUGGCACGUUUACGAGACGAAAUGGCUCAGCAAUUGCAAGAGUAUCAGGAUCUCAUGGACAUAAAAGUGUCUUUGGACUUGGAAAUAGCUGCAUAUCGUAAGCUUCUGGAAUCAGAAGAAGCGCGACUCAACAUCAGCGGGAAUGCUGCAGCUGAACUGCAGCGAUCAGUUCGAGGAAGCUCGACAUCCUCGCAAAAACGUUCGACACCCUUAAGAUCAUCGGCUGGUGUUGGUUCAAAACGCAAACGUACCCUAAUGGAGGAAAGCCAAGAACACAGUAUGGCUGAUUACAGUGUAUCAAACUCUUCAAAGGGCGAUGUUGAAAUAUCGGAAGCCGACGCCGAAGGGAAAUUUGUCAAAAUUCACAAUAAAUCCAACAAGGAAAUAUCACUAAGUGGCUGGCAGAUUGUCAGGAAAGCAGGAGAACUGGAAACUGUACACAAAUUCAAUCGUGGUGCAAAGAUCGAACCCAAAGGCGAAAUCACCAUUUGGUCGUCAGAUAUCGGCAAGGAUCACGAACCCCCAUACAACGUGGUGCUUAAGGGACAGAAAUGGUUUGUCGGGGACAAUAUGACAACGAAAAUAAUUAAUAGUAAUGGAGAAGAAGUGGCUAUAUCAGAAAGGAUACGUAGACAACUGUCGACUUCGCUAACUCACCAUCGACAAGUCAGGGGUGGAUUUUUAAGUUCAGAAGAACUUUAUCAUCAGCAAGGAGAUCCUCAAGGCGAAGAAAAAUGCUUGAUAAUGUGAAAUUAGCAUUAGUUUAGGUUUUUUCUUCUACUUAUUAGACACUGACAAACUGCCUAUUUCAUAAUAAGGUUACUCUUAUCGCGUAUUAUUGUAAAUUUAUAAUAAAAAAAAAAGAGUUUAAAAACUAGAAUAUAAUGAAUGAAAAGGAAAUCAGAGAAUUAUUAUACUUGACUAACUUUGUAUUCAUUUGAAUAUAUAAGAGUUGUUUUAAACUGUAUGUUGUGUUCUUAGGAGUAGUCAAGUAUUUUGAAAAAAAUAGAUAUUUUUAAAUUACGAAAUUCGUUCAUAUUCGAUUUAUUUACAUUAAAUGUGUUGCUCGUUAAUUUCAUCGGUUUCAUUCUGGAUUCUCAGAAUGAUCUUAUAAUGUUCAAGCCAAAUAUGCAUUUAUAAUGUGUACAAUUAAUAUUUUAUAUUGGUUGAAGCCUUCUUGCUGACUUCUUUUUUUUAAUAUUUUUUCAGUUUCCAAACUCGACAGUUUCCUAAUGUAGAAACCACAAAAGUACAUUUUAGAUAUAUGAAUGCAUAGAAAAAACAUAAAUCCCUUACUAUUAGAAUAACAAUAUUAUUUACAUUUAUGUUUUAUAUUUUUAAUAUUAAAGCAUUU
Messenger RNA from Agrilus planipennis (emerald ash borer), 2749 nucleotides. RefSeq names its product lamin Dm0-like. The record is from RefSeq and is a predicted model, not a curated record. Lineage: Eukaryota; Metazoa; Arthropoda; Insecta; Coleoptera; Buprestidae. Bases 349 to 2145 code for a protein of 598 amino acids. The transcript has 2 exons.